AUGGACGGGCCUCUUUUUCUGGGGGCCAACGAAGCCACCGAUCAUUCUCCGCAGGAACCCUCGAAUAUUGCCGAUUCCACGACUUCGUUAACUCUUCCAUGCGUGCACUGCCGGCGUCGCAAAGUCCGCUGUUCCCGGACUUACCCUUGUGUUCGCUGCAAGCAAAGGAAUGAACAGUGUUGGUUCGACAUACCUGCAAACGAAGCCUCACAAUCCCACGAAGGCAGUAGCUCAGACAACCAGGCUCUAGAGAGAGUCGCAAAGCGCGCGCGCACAUUUUAUCAAAAUUGGUUUUCAGACAAUUCAGCCAUUUCUAGCUCCCCUAGUUCCUGCCGAUGUGUAUUUUCCGAUGCUGAAAAUGAAGCCUCUGUCAUGUUAGCUUCCACGGGAGCGUCUCCCCUGUUAGAUGCCCGGCAUUCGCGUUCUGGGAAACUUGUCCAUGAAAGACAUCAGUCGAGAUAUCUGGUGCCAGGCUUCUGGCCCACUAUGUAUUUCGAGUCCUUCAGAGCUUACACCAGUUCUCGCUUACCGCAGAUUGGGAACCUGAGCUUCCUUUUGGAUCACGAUCAGGUUGGAAAGUACGGUGCAGGAACCCAACCCUCGUUCAAUAGUGAAAGUGAAUAUCUUUACCGCUCUAUUAACAUGGCAAAUCACCCGUCCCCAUCCGCCGUUGAUUAUUUGAUCAACACGUAUAUUCAGUUUGUGGAUCCUUUCAUCCGAAUUUUACAUGUGCCUCAGAUGCUCCGCGAACUAAAUUUGUUUCGACGAGGCGUUCUCGUUAGGGCGCCCCAGUUUGAGUGUCUGGUUUUCAUCGUCUACUCCCUGGCCACUCUCAGCAUCACCGACGAAGAGUGCCGUAUUCAUCUGGGCGAAGCCAAGCAUGCGCUUCAAACACGGUUUAAAACGUGUGCAACCCAAGGGCUGGAAGGAUUAAGGCUGCACACGACCCAUGAAGAGUCUGCUCUACAAACGUAUCUAAUGUAUAUUACUCUCCUAUUCUGGAGCGGCGAAAUGCUUGAAGCAAGCUCUAUGCUAGCGACCGCUGCGCGAAUGGCACAAAGGAUUGGAGUUCAUCGUGACGGAGAGCUUUUUGGGCUCUCCCCUUGGAAAAUUGAAUCGCGCCGCCGCAUGUGGUAUCAUAUUUUACUCCUAGAUACUUGGGUGUCCGACAAUUGUGGCCUGGACUCACUUGUCUCCCCCUGGCGCGUUGAUGACAUACCGCCCCCCCCUCAACUGCAAUGA
Molecule: messenger RNA, 1242 nt
Organism: Penicillium lagena
Lineage: Eukaryota; Fungi; Ascomycota; Eurotiomycetes; Eurotiales; Aspergillaceae
Product: Zn(II)2Cys6 transcription factor
Exons: 3
Coding region: 1-1242 (413 amino acids)
Biological process (GO): regulation of DNA-templated transcription; DNA-templated transcription
Molecular function (GO): DNA-binding transcription factor activity, RNA polymerase II-specific; DNA binding; zinc ion binding
Source: RefSeq, a predicted model, not a curated record